AUACUUACAACCAACAAUUUUAAAACACACCUACUAUGUUUUUUUAAACAUAGUAGGUAAUGUUUAGUGUUAUGACAAUCCAGUACCCGACAACAAGGUGGUCUCUUGGAGAUUUCAAUUGUACAUAAAACAAAUAAAAAAAAUGCGCACAAAAACUUCAUUACUAUGUAUAACAGUCAUACUGCAGGGUUUGGUCCUUCAAUCGGCGUGUCGGGUAUUCAAUAGCGGCACAACACCCAGAAUGGACUUAAUGUCCGAAGAAACCACGAUAGCUUCUACAGAGUCUAGUGGCAGUACAGCUGAAGAGACCGGUUCAUCAUUUUUGACUUCAAGGGAUAUAACACCGUCCUACUCGGUUUCCAGAGCCAUCGCCACUAGAGAAAUACCGGCCAGACAGUCGGUCACAGAAUCGUCUCAGCAGUUAAAGCAGGCUGUACAAGACGCGGCCAAGGGAGGUGUAGUGGACGUGAUUACCACAGCAACAGCAAUCACAAACAUCUCAAGCUCGUUGUCCAAGUCGUUUGUGGAUCUGGUACACGAGGAGAUGGCCAACAUCGAAACGGUUUGUAAGAGAAAAAUUAAAUUGGUUUCAGAUGCGUUGAACACGGCAACAGCCGCAAAAAUAGCCCUGAUGGACGGCAUAACAGACUUGGGCUCUUGGAGCGUGAUCACUGGCAAAAACGUAGCUUUGAACGUCGGCAGUGGUAUCGUCACAGCCUCCAAAGGUAUCGCCAAUGUCCCUGGCAAAAUAAGCAGCUAUCUACGCGGAUCAUAAUCAAAUUGAAAUUUUAGUAGAUCAAUAAUUGGAGUAGGUUUCUACUUCUUCUUGUAAAUUGUUUCACUUAACCAUGUAGUCGAAUAAAGUAUUUUGUAGCGUG
This is a messenger RNA of Adelges cooleyi (spruce gall adelgid), 878 nucleotides long. RefSeq lists its product as uncharacterized. NCBI's taxonomy places the organism in Eukaryota, Metazoa, Arthropoda, Insecta, Hemiptera, Adelgidae. The coding region runs from base 143 to 775 and encodes 210 amino acids. The transcript has 2 exons. The record is from RefSeq and is a predicted model, not a curated record.